CUUCAUCUUCUUUCUCUUUUCCUUUCCUUUCCUUUCUUUUUAUUGGGGCUAUGGUAUUCUCUUUAGUCUGAUUUUCUCCCACCACAUAUUUCCAAAAAAACUUAUCAACCUUUUUAUAUAAAAGAGAUAAAGAUCAAAGAGAUCAAAGAAAGAAAAUAUCAUGGUUUUCUCAUCUUUUCCUGUGUAUCUAGAUCAUCCCAAUUUGCAUCAGUUACAACAGCCAGACGGCCAUCAACAAGGAAAUACUGGGCUGGAGAAUCCAACUCUGCAGCCCCCACCUAUGCAGGUGGGGGCUAGUCCGGGCUCAAUCAGACCAGGUUCUAUGGUGGAUCGAGCCCGGUUAGCUAAGAUUCCACUACCGGAAGCUGGAUUAAAGUGUCCAAGGUGUGAUUCAACAAACACAAAGUUCUGCUACUUCAACAACUACAACCUUUCCCAACCAAGACACUUCUGCAAGACCUGUCGCCGGUACUGGACUAGAGGGGGCGCCUUGAGAAGCGUGCCGGUAGGAGGAGGAUGCCGGAGGAACAAGAGAAGCAAAAGUAGUAACAACAACAGCUCAAAGACAGCUGGCAGUAAUGUCAAUACUAAUAUUAUUGCUUCGGGUACUUCAACAAGUGCAAGUCCUUCAAGCUGCAGCACGGAAAUAAUGAAUGGUCGCCAUCACUUCCCUCAUGAGCAACCACCGCAGUUAACUCCUCUCAUGGCUGCUUUCCAAAACCUUAAUCAUCACUAUGGCGGAUUUCAACCUCCUCCUUUGGUUUCAACACACCAUGGGAAUGGAACCGGUCAUCAUCAUGAAAUGGGAUUUCAAAUAGGGAGUAAUACAAAUAAUUUACCUGUACCCUCAGGAGGAGGAUCUGAUCAUCAGUGGAGAUUACCAUCUUUGGCAGCAAACACAAAUUUGUACCCUUUUCAACAUGGUACUGAUCAAGGAAUUCAUGAAUCAUCAUCUGUUAACAAUAAUAAUAAUAUUAAUGCUCAUGAUGACCAAGGGUUAAAUUCGACCAAACAGUUUUUGGGAACAAUGGAAAAUAAUAGUAAUCAAUAUUGGGGUGGAAACGCAUGGACAGGGUUUUCUGGAUUAAACUCAUCUUCUUCAGCAAGCCAUCUACUUUGAUUUCAAUCAUGUAAGUCAAUUUGUGUACUUGACUCUCAACGAUUAAAAUGUUGUAUGUGUUGGGAGGGGGGUCUAAAUUAGAUAUAUAGUAUACUGGGGGCAUAUUUAAGUCUUUGUUAUUCCUUGGUCAUUAUCACCACUUGUAAUUUUACUGGAUGUUUUUUUUCUUUAUAACUUAGGUGUGUGAAGUUGUAUUGUGAGUUUUAAUUUGGGUUCUGACAUUAUAAU
This is a messenger RNA of Solanum verrucosum, 1348 nucleotides long. RefSeq names its product dof zinc finger protein DOF3.6-like. Gene Ontology annotation, molecular function: DNA-binding transcription factor activity; DNA binding. Bases 161 to 1120 code for a protein of 319 amino acids. The record is from RefSeq and is a predicted model, not a curated record. Lineage: Eukaryota; Viridiplantae; Streptophyta; Magnoliopsida; Solanales; Solanaceae. The transcript is spliced from 2 exons. Gene Ontology annotation, biological process: regulation of DNA-templated transcription.